CCUUUUCCGUUCUAGGUUUCUCACUGCGCCCUCCAUGGGUAUCUUCAGUACCCUCUUCUCUCGCCGCACCCUCUCCCUUUCCCUCCUCAAAAUCCCUUCCAGACCCACCUCCUCCCAGCCCGCCCCUACCCCAACCCCAACCCCAACCCUUGCCGGCCCCACCAAAAAGCCCCUCCACGUCCUCUUCACCCAAGCCCUCGGCCUCUCCCAAAAACCCACCCCCUCCGACGAAGAAGAAGAAACUGCCUCCGAAACCCUAACCGAACUCAAGAACAACCUGAAGCAGUUAGAGCAAGAGAUUAAGACCUUCAAAGACAGCACAAAAGAUGUUACCCUAAAAUCAGAGAAGAAGAAGCAGAAGAUGAGCUUGUUCGCUGUGUUUACCAAUAAGCAGAGGGAACCGAAACCAAAGGAGGAGUCACUCGCUGCUGCUAAGAAGCUCUCCCCCGAUGUGGCGGUGUUCGUGCAGUACUUGUUCAAGAAGGGGUAUUUCAACGACGCCAAUUUCGCUAAGGGGAGGAAGAACUUUAAUCCUGAUUGGUUCUCCAAUGUCUUCGCCUUAGGCUAUAUCAAGUUUGCCGCCAACAAAUUCGCCAGAGAUCAUCGAGAAAUCGCCAAAUGGCUAUCAGGAAGUGCCUUGAAGCAAGUGGCCGUGUUUGGUUGCCCCUACCCCCACAGGAGUGGCGUCUUUCCUGCUAAAAGUCUGCGAAAGUUUUUUGAGGUUCCAGAAAACACUGUUUGCAGUGGAUGUGCACUGCAACAAUCAUGCAAGUUUGCGAAUCGAAGUGUAUGGAAAUGUGACGACACCAAUAAUUUGGAUUUUUUGACUGUUAUGAAGGUUAUUACUCCAUAUGCUUUAGAGUCAGUGCACCCCCAACUGGAAGUGCCUGAUGAAGUAAAGAAGUCGGUGAGUCAAUUGCUGAAGGAGGUUGUGAAACUGAGUCAAACGACCUGAGAUUGCUUCUGGUUGAUCGUAUAUUGUUUUAACUUAUUCUCACAUAUGGAGUAAUAACCUUGCAGACCAUUUUUGGAGAUUACCUUUCUUGCUACACAAGCCUUAAUGUUUCAAAAUGAUGCUCGGGUCAAAAGAAGAGAAUUCAUAUGGACAACCUACCUCUCCUUAAUGCAGAAUUUCUCAUGAGUGACAACGUUUUCUUUGGAUAAAAUGCUUGUAUGAAAAGGACGAAAGUCAUCUUUAUGGACUAUUAAUAGUAUGGGUUUUGGUUUGGGGAAGUAAGGUGAUUUUUUUUUUUUGGUAAAAGUAUUGAAUUCUUUAGUUCAUAGUAUUUAAAAGAAUAGUUGUUUAUUUUUAUCAAUUUCUUGAAUGAAUUUUUAAUAAAUUAAGCAAUUAUUUUUUUAAGUAAAAAUGUUACCAAACAUGCACUGCCAUGAACUUUGGGCUAUUCAA
Messenger RNA from Glycine soja, 1408 nucleotides. RefSeq lists its product as uncharacterized. Gene Ontology annotation, molecular function: mRNA binding. The coding region runs from base 35 to 955 and encodes 306 amino acids. Gene Ontology annotation, cellular component: cytoplasm. The record is from RefSeq and is a predicted model, not a curated record. The transcript is spliced from 3 exons. Lineage: Eukaryota; Viridiplantae; Streptophyta; Magnoliopsida; Fabales; Fabaceae.